Molecule: messenger RNA, 728 nt
Organism: Drosophila persimilis
Lineage: Eukaryota; Metazoa; Arthropoda; Insecta; Diptera; Drosophilidae
Gene: Rpb5
Product: DNA-directed RNA polymerases I, II, and III subunit RPABC1
Exons: 1
Coding region: 26-658 (210 amino acids)
Biological process (GO): DNA-templated transcription
Cellular component (GO): RNA polymerase I complex; RNA polymerase II, core complex; RNA polymerase III complex
Molecular function (GO): DNA-directed RNA polymerase activity; DNA binding
Source: RefSeq, a predicted model, not a curated record
CAAUUAAAAAAUUUAGAAAAUAACCAUGGAUGACGAGGCUGAAACCUACAAACUAUGGCGCAUUCGCAAGACCAUAAUGCAACUGAGUCACGAUCGUGGAUAUUUGGUGACGCAGGACGAAUUGGACCAGACGCUAGAGCAGUUUAAAGACAUGUUUGGCGACAAGCCAAGCGAAAAGAGGCCGGCGAGGUCCGACCUGAUUGUACUGGUGGCCCACAACGACGAUCCCACUGAUCAGAUGUUCGUCUUUUUCCCGGAGGAGCCGAAGAUUGGCAUCAAGACGAUCAAAACCUAUUGCACCCGUAUGCAGGAAGAGAACAUUCAUAGAGCAAUCGUUGUGGUCCAGGGCGGUAUGACACCCUCGGCCAAGCAAUCGCUCGUGGACAUGGCACCCAAGUACAUUCUGGAACAGUUUCUGGAGUCUGAGCUGCUAAUCAACAUCACUGAACACGAACUGGUGCCGGAGCAUGUGGUGAUGACGGUGGAGGAGAAACAGGAGCUGCUCAGUCGCUACAAGCUGAAGGAGAACAUGUUGAUGCGCAUUCAGGCCGGCGAUCCAGUGGCUCGCUAUUUCGGCCUUAAGCGUGGUCAGGUGGUGAAGAUCAUCCGUUCCUCGGAAACAGCCGGUAGAUACAUCUCCUACCGCCUCGUCUGCUGAGAUAUGUCGUCGAGUGACGCCUAUAUAUAUUUUAAUUAAGAUUAAGAAACAAAUAAAAUACAAUCCGAGU